This is a messenger RNA of Aspergillus luchuensis, 903 nucleotides long. RefSeq lists its product as uncharacterized. NCBI's taxonomy places the organism in Eukaryota, Fungi, Ascomycota, Eurotiomycetes, Eurotiales, Aspergillaceae. The record is from RefSeq and is a predicted model, not a curated record. Bases 1 to 903 code for a protein of 300 amino acids. The transcript is spliced from 2 exons.
AUGUGGGAUUCUCUCUCCAAACCGCCCGAGGGCCUCAUUGGAGGUUACCAGGGUGGUAGCAUGGCCAUCAAGAUUUUGAUGGCAGUCUUCUGUGCAAUUGCUCUAUAUAAUGCUGUCGAACUCGUCAUUCUCAUCUUCCUCACCUUCACUCGCUACAGCGGUCUCUAUUUCUGGGCCAUGUUGCUCUCCGCCGUGCUUGGCGUCAUCCCCCAGGCAAUCGGCUUUCUGCUGGAGUUCUUCGCCAUCGGGCCCCUCUGGUUUGCAAGCCAAACGCUGCUGCGGCGGGUGCUGUACCUCAUCAUCUUCGAUACAAUCGUCCUAUUGAUCCCUACAACCGUUCUCACCUAUUGUACGAUCUAUGUCGGCACCACGCCCGUUAUUCAAGGUUUCAAUGUGAUGGAGCGCUUGCAGCUUGCGUGGUUUUGCGCACAGGAGAUUCUCAUCUCGAUCAUUUACAUCGUCGAGACUCUGAAGCUGCUACGUUUGCGGCCCGAAAAGGACGCUGAAAGGCAUAAGACCAUGUAUGAGCUGAUAGCCAUCAACCUGGUGAUCAUUCUCUUGGAUGUCGCACUCCUGGUUCUAGAGUAUGUGGGACUAUACACACUCCAGACCACCUUGAAGGCUGCAGUCUACAGUGUGAAGCUGAAGCUGGAAUUUGGCGUCCUGAGGAAAUUGGUUUCGCUGGUCAAUACCCGCCCGACGGAGUCGAGCUCCUCGGAUCAGGAGACCUACCCAACAUUUGUUGAUCCCAACCAGAUCACGGGAGAUGUGACACGUGCUGCCCCCGCCUACAGUCGACGGCAGUCGCAGUACCCGUGGGCAGCCAUCUCCAUGGACAGUCUUGCCCUAUCCGAUCGCCGAAGUCAGUAUGUCACUUCGUCGGAAAUAGAGCGACCUUCCUGA